AUGGAACUGAAAGGAAAAAUCCCACAUCCCAGAAACCCGGACCAUGCACACAAAGUCUCAUCGGGCGGUAGUUCCCACAGUUGGAAGAUCACCCUUGGACUAUCCGCCGCGAUCCAAGGGCUCAAACUAAAGGCUGGUUUGUUCGCCAUGGCGAAUCGUAAUUUCACCCGCGCUUGGUCUGUUCGCACUGAUACCCGAAUUGGUACGCGGUACCUUUGA
This is a messenger RNA of Aspergillus tanneri, 219 nucleotides long. RefSeq lists its product as uncharacterized. The transcript is spliced from 2 exons. The coding region runs from base 1 to 219 and encodes 72 amino acids. NCBI's taxonomy places the organism in Eukaryota, Fungi, Ascomycota, Eurotiomycetes, Eurotiales, Aspergillaceae. The record is from RefSeq and is a predicted model, not a curated record.